Messenger RNA from Ornithorhynchus anatinus (platypus), 1935 nucleotides. RefSeq names its product cathepsin C (gene CTSC). The coding region runs from base 21 to 1430 and encodes 469 amino acids. The record is from RefSeq and is a predicted model, not a curated record. Gene Ontology annotation, molecular function: cysteine-type endopeptidase activity. The transcript has 7 exons. Gene Ontology annotation, cellular component: lysosome. NCBI's taxonomy places the organism in Eukaryota, Metazoa, Chordata, Mammalia, Monotremata, Ornithorhynchidae.
ACCCCCUCCAGACUGCCGGGAUGGGAGUUCGGGCCUCCUCUGCUCUCCCCUUCCUCCUCCUCCUCCUCCUCCUGGCCGAGGUCCGACCCUCUCUGUCCGACACUCCAGCCAACUGCACCUUCGCCGACCUGGAAGGCACCUGGAUUUUCCAGGUGGGCAAAGGCCGGGGCCCCCCGGAUCGAAACGUCAACUGCUCGGUGAUGGGGCCCCCCGAAAAGAAUGUUGUGGUUCACCUCCAGAAGCUUGAUGUCGCCCACGAUGAGCUUGGAAACUCUGGCUUCUUCACCAUCAUUUACAAUCAAGGCUUUGAAGUUGUCAUAAACGACUACAAAUGGUUUGCUUUUUUUAAGUAUAAACAGGAGGGAACCAACGUGACGAGUUACUGCCACGAGACCCUUCCUGGGUGGGUCCAUGACGUGCUGGGCCGAAACUGGGCCUGCUUCACCGGAAAGAAGAUUUCGUCCGCGUCGCCCCUCGGGGGGGUCUACGUCAACCAGCCGCCUCCCAGGCUGCCCGAGGACAGGCUACCCAAGAAGCUGUACCAAAACCACCCUGACUUUGUGAGCACCAUCAACUCGGCUCAGAAGGCCUGGAAGGCGACCACGUACGAAGAGUACGAGACCCUCACCCUGGUGGAGAUGUUCAGGCGUUCUGGGGGCCGCAGCUUCCCCAAUCCCAGACCCAAGCCUGCGCCGUUGAGCCCCGAGCUAGCCAACCAAGCCUCCAGCUUGCCCAAGUCCUGGGACUGGCGAGACGUCCACGGUGUCAACUACGUGAGCCCCGUUCGAAACCAAGCAUCUUGUGGCAGCUGCUACUCGUUUGCCUCCAUGGGGAUGCUGGAGGCCCGGAUUCGAAUCCUGACGAACAACUCCCAGACGCCUAUUUUAAGCACACAGCAGAUCGUGUCGUGCAGCGAGUACUCCCAAGGCUGUGACGGAGGCUUCCCUUACCUCAUCGCGGGAAAAUACACCCAAGACUUCGGGGUGGUGGAGGAGGAUUGUUUCCCGUACACGGCCCGCGACACUCAGUGUGUCCCCAAGAAGGAGUGCCCCCGAUACUACGCCUCCGACUACCAGUACGUGGGUGGUUUCUACGGGGGCUGCAACGAGGCACUGAUGAAGCUCGAGCUGGUGCGUCACGGGCCCAUGGCCGUGGCCUUCGAGGUGUACAACGACUUUCUGCACUACCGGGAGGGGGUCUACCACCACACCGGCCUGCGGGACCCGUUCAACCCCUUCGAGCUGACCAACCACGCCGUCCUGCUGGUCGGCUACGGCACGGACCCGGCCACCGGCCUGGACUACUGGAUCGUGAAGAACAGCUGGGGCACGGCCUGGGGCGAGGACGGCUACUUCAGGAUCCGCAGGGGUUCCGACGAGUGCGCCAUCGAGAGCAUCGCCGUGGCCGCCACUCCCAUCCCCAGACUGUGAAAGCCCCCUCCCCGACCCGAAACAUCCCCCCGACCCGUGGCCUUGCUUCUGAGAGCCCUGUCGGCUGGCGUGAAAAUCUCAAGACUCCCCUCCCCGCAACCCUGCCUUACGAAGGUGUCCCGGGCGCCGGCAUUUUUUUUAAAGCUCACGAAUCAUUUUAAUCAAAAACUCUUUACGAAAUUCUCCCCCGCAUCACCUUAGCCACGACAUCCCUUCGGCCCUGGUACAUAAAGCCACCGUUUCCCUCACUGUGCGCUCUCGGCUGCUGAACCCCUAAUGUAACCGUGUCCCGAGAAACGAUCUUGACGAAUUUCCAGAGCUGCCUUUGAACUAACCUCGUGCCUUCUGCUCGCAAAGCCAGGAGUCCAUUUUAGAAACAACCUCACAGCGUGGAUCAAAGGCAAACGUGACUGUGAUUGCUCAAGAAAGGUUUUUUUUUGAAGUGUUUGGCUAAUGGGAGGGUGAAAUGUCAGACACAUUAAAACCUAUUUAUAUAUCCAUUUGA